AUGGGGCGACGGGGCGGACAGCGAUGCCGGCGUUCUUCUCGAGCGAAUUUGACCUCGACCUCGACGGGGCAACGAGGUGGAAAGCGUCGCCGGCUUCCUCCUCCGGCGAAUUCGUUUGUCAGUAUAGCUGCUGAUUUGGGGAAUCAUGGGUUGAUCAUGGUGUUGUUUGAGACACCCUCGGGCUUUGCAAUUUUCUAUUUUGACGGGAUCAGCCUCUACGAACCAGAUGCCAUGGAGAAUAUAUGGGCGCACUUCGUCACGGAAUAUAGGGCAAGCCAUGUCAUUUGGCGAAAAGACUUUCAAGUUUUUAAGGACAAGUCUGAUGCCAUUAACCAUGAUAGUGGUCUUAACAAUCAGCUUACUAACAUGCUCUUGAAGUGGUACCAACCUGGGCAGAAACUUGCUGUUGGCAAGAUUGAAUAUAAAAUAGUCAUUGAAGCAAACUUGGGAAUAUCCUGCCUGUUUGAUGAACCUGUAAUGGAGCUGAUGCGUGGGCUGAACUAUCUCAUGCAUAGUGUAGUUCCUGAAGAAAAAUCAAAGCUAGCCGAGGAGCACUGCCUCCAGACGAGUCAAGGGCUGAAAAUGCUCCUUCAUCGUUAUGGCUUUGAUAUAAAACCGGAGAUGGUUAAUGAUUGCAUUAUUGUGACAGCAUGCAACUUAUAUGAUUCUGAUUGUUGUUUAAAGAAUCAAUUUAAGAGUUUGCGCCUUGCUAGUCACUUCCUUCAGGAUGUGUCAUCCAUUAAUUUUCAAGACUGGGACAUAUUGAAACUUGCAACAGCUCUGAAGAUGGUAUGUUACCCUGAAGACGAUAUCUUGUUUGGUAAUCCUGAUGAGAUGUUUUCAACAGAUGAGUUAUCAAAGUUAGUGGCUGAUGCACAUAAAUACGAAGACAGUGGGAUCAUUAAAGGAGCUAUUUUGAGGCUCUAUAAUUUAGUGGUGUAUCUCCUUAAUUGUAAGGCAAAGUAUCAGAGGAGAUUGGCCUCCUUCGUCAAGGAGGCUAAAGAAUCAUAUGAAGCUGAGCAAGUUGUUAGAGAGAGGGGUUCCCUUCGAACUGAUGCUUUUGAAGCGGACAUACAAGUUGGGGUACAAAUGGUUGCAGGAUAA
Molecule: messenger RNA, 1104 nt
Organism: Triticum turgidum subsp. durum (durum wheat)
Lineage: Eukaryota; Viridiplantae; Streptophyta; Magnoliopsida; Poales; Poaceae
Source: the annotation of a GenBank genome assembly